This is a messenger RNA of Closterium sp. Naga37s-1, 2676 nucleotides long. The record is from the annotation of a GenBank genome assembly. NCBI's taxonomy places the organism in Eukaryota, Viridiplantae, Streptophyta, Zygnematophyceae, Desmidiales, Closteriaceae.
AUGGAGGCGUAUCCUGCUUCGCGCCACCCGCUGCAUGCCCGCUUGCACUCUGAAACCACCCUUCGCGCCCCCGCGUCCAACCACCAAUGGCGGCCCUUAGUUCCGACGUCUCGCUAUCAGCUUCUCCGGCAUUCUGUAUCGCUACGGUGGUCGCGUCUACCCGGUCGGCAGAGCGGGAACCUCGCGCGGAGCCGCGGUCAUUUCAGCCGGCCCAUCGCUGCCGCGAGCGGCGAAGACGCGAAUGGAAUUGCUGCGAACGAAGCAGAUAAUAUCGGGGAUAAGGGUGCAGGGGCGAGUGCAAAGGCGGAGAGCGCGGAGCUGGCGGACAUCCUGGCGCGCGUGCACGAGGAGAUGGCGGAGGCCACCCGCGCCCAGGCGGACGGGCGCGCGUCGAUCCUGCGGAGCAUGGGGCGCGAGGGCGGCGGGGAGGGCGAGGCGGGCGAGAAGCUUCUGCUGGAGCUGCUGCAGGCGGAGGAGCAACGGCGCAUGCGCGCGCCGGGGGACGCGGAGGAGGCGGAGGAGGACGCAGGGUCUUGGGAAGGAAGUGACGGCGCGCAAGGCGGAAAGGAAUACAGGCUCCCCCCACCCUUCUUCCCGCGUCCUACUGACUCCGCGGCCCUCCCCGCCGCUUCCGCAGAGCCUGGCGCUGCUGGCGGCGAUGGGGGGAGUGAUGAGAGCAGAGGCGCGGGCAUCGAUCGGGGGAGUGAGGGCGCGGGUCAACUCGAGACGCGGCAGGAGCAGGGGGAAGGGGGCGAGGAGGGCGGUAGGGGGACGGGGGAGCAGGAGGUGCCGGAGGGGUCAGUGGUGCGGGAGCAGCUGGCGGGGCGGCCAGAGCUGUGGCGCGGCGUGCACGUGGCGGGCGCAACGUGGGCGGGCGCGGGGGUAGCGGAAGGGGCGGGGGCUGGGCCGGGGCGAGGGGAGAGACCGGGGGAAGGAGGAGCGGGGGCGCCUGGGCCAGGGCAGAGCGGAGGGGGGGAGGCAGCGGCGGGCAGCGGAACGUACCUGCAGGCGCGCGCGCUGCUGUCGAACAUGGCGAAGAGCAUGGAGCAGCUUGAGAGCGGGCUGUCCGCCCGCCACAAGGUACCCGUGUGUGUGCACCGCCAUGCCCGGUCCCCGUGCCGUGCUGGACCAGAGAUGGGCGAGUCAACGCAGUUCAUCACGGGCAUCCGCUCCAGCGAACCAGCUGCCGGCCAGGGCGCAGUGGUGCGGAGAGCAGAGGAGAUGGUGGCGCGCAUGCAGGUGCAGUUUGCAGCCAUGGAGAAGGAGGCGGCCCACAAGGACACCGUGCUCGAACGCCUGCUCGCCCACGCCAAGUCCACCAAGCAGCGAAUGAGGGCGGUGGAGGAGCGGUCGCGGGUGGAGAAGGACGAGCUGAGGCGGGAGAUGACGGAGCAGCAGCAGCGCAUGCAGAAGGAGCUGGAGUCGGCGGCGGGGAGGGAGGAGAGGAUGAGGCGGCAGCUGAUGGAGGCGCAGGAGGGCAUAGCGCACCGGGACGCCUUCCUGCAGCAGCUGCAGGAGGAGGCUGCACUCUCCGCCUCCGCGCUCAAACAGGCCGCCAGGGCGAUGGUGGCGGCGCGGGACCGCACGUUGAGGAUAGAGGAGCAGCUGGAGUCGAUGGGCGACCAGCUGGCCAAGGAGCGCGCCAAGACCCGCCGCGAGCGCGAGAACACCGCGCGCGUCACUGCUGAGCUGGCGGAGGCGCGCAUGGCAGCGGAGGAGAUGGCGGGGCGGGUGGGACGGCUGGAGAGUGAGGUGCAGCGCAAGGAGCGCGAGAUGCAGCAGAGCCGCCAGGAGGCGGACGCUGUCAGGGCGCAGCUGCAAGCCACGCAGCAGGCGCUGGAGGAGGCAGCGCGGCAGGCAAGGGAGGAGCAGGCGGGCAGGCAGCAGGCGGAGGCGGCGGUGGAGGAGGAGAGGGCGGCGGCGGCAGCAGCAGUGGCGGGGCAGAUGAGCGCGGAGCAGCGGCUGAUGGAGGCCCAGGCGCGCGUGCAGCUGCUGGAAGGCGAGGUGGACUCUCUCAAGGAGGUGGCAGCGAGCAAGGACUCGCUGCUGGCGGCCGUGAAGGAGGAGACCAUGCGCAAUGCCGACAUGCUGCUCGCUGCUGCCAACACUCGCAAGGAGCUAGCGGGGGCGGAGGCGCGGAUAGCAGCGCUGCAGGGGUCGGUGGUGGCGUUGGAGGCGGAGGUGCGGCAGCAGGACCAGCUGCUCAGCGACAUCCGCGCCGACGCUGUCUCCUCUGCUGACGCCCUGCGCACCGCCGCUCAGAUCAACCAGGACCUGAAUGCAGCGCGGGAGCGAGAGGCGGAGCUGGUGGAACAGCUGGAGCAGCGCGAGGCGGAGGUGGAGAGCCUGCGCCGCGACACCACCGAGAACAUCCGCGCGCAGCGCGCCGAGCUCGCGCUGAGGGAGGCGGAGAGGAGGGCGCGCGAGCUGGAGAUGGAGAGGGAGUCGCUGCGGCGGGGCGUGGCGAAGCGCGACCAGGCGCUGGGGCUCAUGAAGAGAGAGCUCGAACGCAGCGCCCACAUGCUCUCCGCCGCUGCUGACACCCGCCAGGCAUUACGGAGCAUGAAGGAGCAGAUGGAGUGGAUGCAGGAGGAGGCGCGCGUCAAGGAGGAGCGCCUGGCAGCGCUGCAGGAGGAGUUCGUCUCUGCUCUCAAGGGCACCACCUUCCCAUCGCUG